UAAAAUCUCUAAAUCUGUGAUUUUCAUUUUUCAUUAUUUUCAGAUCAUCAUCAUCAUAAUAAAAUAAUACAAAAAACUUUCGUAAACAUAUCGAUUCGAUUCACCUGUUUCUUUCUUCUCUCACGAGCAAGACAUUUUUUCAGGUUAAAGUUGUUAUCAAAAUGUCUACUCCAACGAAAGAUCCACUUUUGCAAGUGGAAACCACUUGUGGAUCCCUUUUAUAUGAACUUCAGAUUAUAUGGGAUGAAGUAGGCGAGAAUGAUGUGGAAAGGGAUAGGAUGUUGUUAGAGCUCGAACGGGAGUGUCUUGAGGUGUACAGGAGGAAAGUGGAUUUAGCAAAUAAAUGUAGAGCUCAACUAAGACAAGCAAUCGCCGAUUCUGAAGCUGAGUUAGCUGCUAUUUGUUCUGCUCUGGGAGAACGGCCCGUCCAUAUUAGACAGUCUGAUCAAAAAGCUGGAAGUCUAAAGGUGGAAUUAAGAGCCAUUUUGCCAGAACUUGAAGAAAUGAAGAAGAGGAAAGCGGAAAGAAGAAAUAAAUUUCUUCAAUUGUUGGAACAAAUACAAAAGAUACAUAAAGAGAUGUAUGCAACGUCUUCAAAUAUGGUCUUAGAUGAAACCGAUCUGUCCAUUAGAAAGCUUGAUGAACUUAAUACAAAACUGCAAACACUUCAGAAGGAAAAGAGUGACCGUUUGAAGCAAGUACUAGACUACUUGAGUUCGUUGAAUUCACUAUGCUUGGUGCUUGGGAUGGAUUUCAAGCAGACAAUAGAUGAAAUUCAUCCAAGUUUAUCUGAGACAGAAGGAGAAAAAAGUAUUAGUAAUGAUACGAUCGCAAGGCUUGCAACUGCUAUACAAAGACUUCGGGAGGUUAAGAUACAGAGAAUGCAGAGAAUUCAAGAUCUUGCAACAUCUCUGAUAGAGCUGUGGAAUCUAAUGGAUACGCCAGUUGAAGAGCAACAGAUGUUUCAAAGUGUUGCGUGUAAUAUAGCAGCUUCGGAGGAGGAGAUAACAGAGCCUGGCCUUCUUUCUGUAGAUUACAUUAAUUAUGUUGAGACGGAGGUGUCUAGGCUGGAAAACUUGAAGGCUAGCAAAAUGAAAGAACUUGUAUUCAAGAAAAGAUCAGAACUAGAAGAGAUUUGCAAGAAGACACAUUUGCUGCCGGAAGCUGACACAUCACUGGAAAUUGCAAUCGAAGCUAUUGAAUCAGGAGUUGUUGAUGCUGCUUGCCUUCUUGAGCAAAUAGAGAUGUUAAUAGGGAAAGUAAAAGAGGAGGCCUAUAGUAGAAAAGAAAUACUUGAAAAGGUUGAGAAAUGGAUGAUGGCAUGUGAAGAAGAAUGCUGGCUGGAGGAGUAUAAUAGGGAUGAUAAUCGAUAUAAUGCUGGACGAGGUGCCCAUCUUACACUAAAGCGUGCAGAAAAAGCACGUGCUUUGGUUAGCAAACUUCCAGGAAUGGUGGAAGCUUUGGUGGUGAAAACUGUAGCCUGGGAGAACGAAAGAGGCGUUGAAUUUACCUAUGAUGGGGUUCGGCUUCUUUCAAUGCUUGAGGACUACAAGAUAUUAAGGCAAGAAAAAGAAGAAGAACGAAAGAGGCAAAGGGACCAGAAGAAACUUCAGGGACAGUUGAUAGCUGAACAGGAAGCACUAUUUGGUUCAAAACCGAGCCCAAUGAAGCAACAAAGUGCCAAAAAAGGUGGUAGAUUGUCAAUGGGUGGUUCAGGUACAUCAAGCAACAGGAGACUGUCAUUGGGUGGAGCAGCUCAUGCGACUCCUAAACCAGAUCCUCAUUUCAUUAGAGCUGCUACUCCUAAUACCCGUCCUGUCAAAAAGAUUGAUCGUCAGUUAAGUAGCAAAGAUGAGGGAUACGGUUUUGUGACCCCUGGAAGGAAAGGUUUGGAAAUGGCUGGUAAUAAGAAACGCAGUGAACUAGAGCCAGCACAGACAACAUUUCGCAAGCCAUUCUCGCCUAUUUCUAAAGAAUCAUCAAAAGCUAACAUGACAGAACCUAACAGAAAACACGAUAUGUCACAAAAAACCAUUCAAAACAAUACCACACCAUUCACAACUCCUUCUAAAACGACAAUGUUUGCCUUCGAAGAAGAAAACCGAACUCCCCAUAAAAACAUAACUCAAAUACUACCGUCUACACCAUUCACACCUUCUGCUCCGAUGCAAACAGUGAUGACACCCAUGAUUAAGGAGAUGACCACACCAUUCACACCUUCUGCUCCAAUGCAGACAGUGAUGACACCUGCGAUUAAGGAGAUUAUUCCUGAUGAAGUUAUCGAGUACUCUUUUGAAGAACGACGAGCUGGUUUUGUGCUACCCAGGGCACAAAACACCAGGACAGAAGUUUAAUCCUUUCUACAAGACACGAUCUUUGUACUCUUGCUUUUCAUCUUGUUUAGUGUAAGUGAUGCUUUUUAUUAAAGGUCAAUUGCAAUUGGCUGGCAGGAUGGGAUAUCUUAAUGAAUCAGCUUUAAGCUUUGUUAGCUCUUAUCUCUUAAUCUAAAUUCAUCUGUUAUAUAAUCUGUUCAUCAA
Erigeron canadensis is the source of this 2537-nucleotide messenger RNA. Its product is annotated as 65-kDa microtubule-associated protein 3-like. Gene Ontology annotation, cellular component: cytoplasm; spindle. Bases 162 to 2354 code for a protein of 730 amino acids. Gene Ontology annotation, molecular function: microtubule binding. NCBI's taxonomy places the organism in Eukaryota, Viridiplantae, Streptophyta, Magnoliopsida, Asterales, Asteraceae. The record is from RefSeq and is a predicted model, not a curated record. Gene Ontology annotation, biological process: microtubule cytoskeleton organization. The transcript is spliced from 13 exons.